AACCAGGUGCGCGGGUCUACGAUCUCUACAGAAGUUCCCCACCCACAAAGGUGUGACAACGAAAUUGUGUGCCUUAGGGAGCAGUCACCCGUUCGACUCCCGGUCGGGUCGAGGAUCAUUGCCGUGUACAGAGGCGAAGAUGAGCCGGUUGAGAAAGUUGUCGCUGACGACAGGCAACAGUUCUAUUCAGGAGUGCUGGCCGAAGCACCCAAGAUGAGCAACAAAUACAGAUACCUGGUGUUCUUCGACGAUGGCUACACGCAGUACGUGCACCACGCCAACAUCCGGCUGGUUUGUGAGACGUCGGCCAAAGUGUGGGACGAUGUGGACCCGGAGAGCCGCCAGUUCAUCAAGGACUACCUCACCCGCUACCCGGAGAGACCCAUGGUCAAGGUGCAGCUACAUGAAAUUGUCAAGACUGAGUGGAACGGGCGUUGGUGGGUGGCCCGAGUGCAGGAUAUUGACGGUUCCCUGGUGAAGAUGCACUUCGAUGCGGACGACCGGACCGAAUGGAUCUAUCGGGGUUCCACCCGGCUGGGUCCGCUCUACCUGGAGAUCACGGCCGCCAAGAACCGGCAGACUGGCAGGAACCGGCAUGCGUCAUAUCUCAAACGGCAAGCUCAGUAUGUUGAAUACACACAGAACGUCGAUGAUAAUGAUAACAACUCAGAUGAUGACGUCCAAAUAGUGGAGCCGACCGGGUCGCAGACGCAGGCAGCACAAGGGGGCCAGGGUCAGGUGAGGUCAGUGGCGCGCAAGAGCACCGCCAACCGCGCCCAGCCUGUGCUGGAGGGAGGUGAUGGCGGCGACAUUGUUUACCACCGGGUGGGACCCAUCGAUGCUUCUAUCAAACCCAAGCAUUUUGUGCUGCAGAAUCAUCCCGGACAGAUUGUCAAAGUGGACAUGUCGAGUUUUCCGAAGCCGAAGCAGUUUGUGAACCACGCGUGUGGCAAUCAUUGUGUGGCCUGGACUGGGUACACAGAUGUCCACUCCAAGGAGAUACCUGGCUUGCAGAGGCCGCUCAAGUUUGGCUUUCAAAGACUGUUCUACACGAAGAAAAGCAAGCCUUUUGUGGCGUAUAUAGGUCCCUGCGGCAGGAGGCUGCGAAACAUGGAUGAAAUGGUCAAAUAUCUGUUCAAGACGAGGUCUGAGUUGGCCUGCGACUUUUUCGACUUUGAUCCGUGGGUGUCCUGUGUCAACCAGUAUAAGCUGCACUCUGUCAAGACAUCCAUCAAGGAUCUGUCGUACGGCAAGGAGAAUAUAUCCAUAGAGUGUGUGAACUAUGUAGAUACCACUUACCCGGAUUUUGUAUAUUACCAGACUGAAAGGAGGGCCAUGGAAAAUGUUAACCUAAAUCUGGACCCUGAGUUCCUUUCUGGAUGUGACUGUACGGAUAACUGCCAGGACCGCAGUAAAUGCGCGUGUUGGCAGUUGACUAUUAAUGGAGCAAAGGGGGUGCCUGGUUCGGAUUUCGACGAGAAUUCAAUAGGAUACCAGUAUCGGCGAUUACCGGAGAGAGUGGUCAGCGGCAUAUAUGAGUGUAAUUCACAAUGCAAAUGCUCGAAAACGUGUAUGAAUCGUGUGGUGCAGUUCCCCAUCAGCGUGAAGCUUCAGCUGUAUAAAACCCUGAUGAAGGGAUGGGGCAUGCGGUGCUUACACGAUAUACCUCAGGGAAGUUUCAUAUGUAUCUAUGCUGGGAACCUGCUCACAGAACAGGCUGCCAAUGAGGGAGGUAAAACCUAUGGAGAUGAGUACCUGGCUGAGUUGGAUUUUAUUGAAGUGCUGGAAAACUUGAAGGAUGAUUACGAAAGUGACGUCACCGUUUUGUCCGAUGACGAACCGCAAAUCACAGAAAAUGAAGACAAGAAGAACAGAGGUAAGUUAAAAUUAACAUUUAUAUUCCAAACAACUUACUAG
This is a messenger RNA of Nilaparvata lugens (brown planthopper), 1917 nucleotides long. RefSeq names its product histone-lysine N-methyltransferase SETDB1-like. The transcript is spliced from 11 exons. The record is from RefSeq and is a predicted model, not a curated record. NCBI's taxonomy places the organism in Eukaryota, Metazoa, Arthropoda, Insecta, Hemiptera, Delphacidae. Gene Ontology annotation, cellular component: nucleus. Gene Ontology annotation, biological process: heterochromatin organization; negative regulation of gene expression. Bases 214 to 1917 code for a protein of 567 amino acids. Gene Ontology annotation, molecular function: DNA binding; histone H3K9 methyltransferase activity; zinc ion binding.